AUGGCUUCGGAAAACAAAAACAACAUGCCCCGUCCGUGGGGCGUUGACAAUUCCGGAGAUAAUCCAGCAGCCAUCCGAGGCGAAAGAGUCCCGGCUGUCAUGGGAGCUUUGGCCCGCCUGUGUGUGGUACGAGGGAUCCGGCACCAUGAAGGCUUCGCCCAAGAGUUGUACGGCAACCUGGAGUUCCCGGAGAUUAGGCGGGCGCUCAAUGCGCGGGCCAUCAUGAGCAACCGGAUACCGGAGAUGAACGGGCCAGGAGACUUUCCAUACUGCUUCUGGCACCCCGAGGUGCCUGGCGAGCAAACUCUGCGGCGCCUCCUUGAGAAAUACCCCGAUAACAAAUUGCUACGGUACCAAGUCGGUCGCGCAUGCGCUGCAGGGGGUCAUACAACCUUGUAUCAUGAACUAGGUCUUCUUCCAGAUGUCGCCAUCGCCGAGGAAGCACGCGAUAACGCUACGUCCGGGGGGGCUAUUUUCGAGGCCAUCGUCCGUGAACCGAUCCGAUAUGCCUAUAUGGAUGACUACCUACGUUGUUUACGGGAAGCCCCGAUCCCUGGUGCGUAUCUCAACGGGGACGCAUGCGUCCGCUCGAUGCUAGAUAAGACGCUGUUUGUGGGAGGGCCGAUUUACAAUCCUCACGAGCAGCCUAUCUUCGAUAUUACCGAGGAUUGGUGUAUGGAUGUUGAGGGAGUCAGGCCUGGUGCACGGCCUGUUGACCCCGAAACCGUACGGCUCUUGUAUAAUCCUCUCCCGCGCGACUUGCCUACGGUGGAUAAGGAUCUCCUGAUUCUGAUGGCCGCAUGGUCGGGCAACAUCGACCGCUAUACACGCCUUCGACGCCCGAAACUGCUUUCGUAUGAACUCCCCUAUGUGAUUAGAGGGAUCUAUCAUUACCCGCUCUUUAGCAAGUGGUGGUCGAUGCAGAUGCAGCCCGAUAACGGUCCCGUUGCUAUCCACUAA
Messenger RNA from Penicillium canariense, 960 nucleotides. RefSeq lists its product as uncharacterized. Bases 1 to 960 code for a protein of 319 amino acids. The transcript has a single exon. The record is from RefSeq and is a predicted model, not a curated record. Lineage: Eukaryota; Fungi; Ascomycota; Eurotiomycetes; Eurotiales; Aspergillaceae.